Cuculus canorus (common cuckoo) is the source of this 1446-nucleotide messenger RNA. RefSeq names its product potassium channel tetramerization domain containing 18 (gene KCTD18). The record is from RefSeq and is a predicted model, not a curated record. Lineage: Eukaryota; Metazoa; Chordata; Aves; Cuculiformes; Cuculidae. Gene Ontology annotation, biological process: protein homooligomerization.
UAUUUGGCUAUAUGCACUAAUACAUCUCCAGAACUGUUUUGAAACCUGAUGUACCCUAUUGUGUAAGAAGCAUAUAAAAGCUGAGUAAAGGUUGGGUGUUGUAUGUAAUGUGUUCAGUCUUAACUGUCAUUAGAUUCACUUUUGUUUGUGUCCAUUAGAGGUUUCAAUUACUUGUAAUUAACUUCAUUUGCAAAUGAAAUGGAAGAGGGCAAGAUUGAAGACAUCCAGGAUAUUCUAUGACUUAAUGUGUGGGGAUAUUUAUACACAGCCAGGCGUGAGUCUUUAUGCCACUUUAAGGAUUUAAUGCUGGCAUCUAUUUUUAGUGGACGCUUUCCUUUGAAAGUGGAUGAAUCAGGAGCAUGUCUAAUUGAUCAAGAUGGAAGUCUGUUUAAAUACUUGGAUUAUCUUCAUGGAGAAGUUCAGAUUCCUGAAGAUGAACAAAUUCGAAUUGCACUGCAAGAGGAAGCAGAUUAUUUUGGCAUCCGUUAUCCAUACAGUCUGUCUGAUCAUUUGGCUAAUGAAAUGGAGACUUAUUCUUUAAGGUCAAAUACAGAGCUUAAAAAGGCUUUGUUAGAUUUCUGUGAUUCUUAUGAUUUAGUUUGUACCAAGCCUACAGUUUGGGUCCUGAACUGCCUCAACACUUAUGGAGUAAGCUGUGAAAAUAAAAUUGUUGGUGUGUAUGCCACAAAAGCUGAUGGGACCGAUGCAAUUAAUAAGGACCUAGGAACAAAAAUUCAUAUUAAUAGCAUUUACAAAAGAGAAGUUGGAAAUAAUGUCCAGUACAUCUGGAGCUAUUACUCAGUAGCCCAGUUGAAAACGAUGAUGGAUGCUUUUGAUGCCUGGGAAGGGAGAGGUAUCAGCUACUGGAGAGUACCCCAGGAGCUGAUUGAAUGCUGGACUCUUGAGGAGUGCCCUUUGAAAGGCAGUUUCCAUCAUUUCCCUGCAGUUUCUUGGAGACAAUUAAUUGACUUUACUGAAGCAGAAGACUGUUUACUGUGUAAAGCAGGUUCCAAGCCAAUUAGAUUCUCAGGUCCCUCAACAAGUACCCAUAUCAAAGUCAAGAAUUCAGCUGCUUUAGAGGUAGCUGCUUGCAGUGCCUCACAUUCUGCAGUGACUUCUAAACAAACCAACAGUGAGAGUCUGACGUUGCCCAGCAAUUCCCAGGAGCCCUGUGGAAGGCCGAGUGUUGGCAAUGGGACACCGUGUCAUGUGACGAUUGAGGUGGCAGCAUCUAGGAAGCCUGGAAGCAACUGUGUAGUAAAGCUGAAGUGCACUCCACUUUUUCUAGUGGCACCAAGUCAGCCAUCUUCUUCUGUGACCAGUAAAACAAGUGAACGGGACAGUGGUCCUGUUGAAAUUCCUACCGCUUCUGUGGUACUAAACAAGAAAGAAACAGCUGUGUUAGCAGAUACUACUAAACUUGUGAAUGAUAAAGUGGAUGGAUAA